AUGAACACAUUACAAGGGAAGAUAGGAAAGUUCGCCAGGCGACAUCCUCACUCCAGCACCCGAGAUCUUAGCCGAGCAGCAGGUGGUGUAGUGUGGUGUAGUGUGGCGGAGUGUAGCAGAGGUGUGGUCACGGGGAGUCUGCCAUGCUGGGUACGAACGCUGGAGACGAGUUCGCCAAAAAUCACCGGGGUGUUUCUCAGUCAUAAGUGGUACGUGUUUGGGUUGCAAGGUGUGGUGAUGGCGUCUCACUGUUCGCCGACGUCUCUGCAGCAGGCGUGUGAGGUGGCCGCUGCGGCGUGGCUGGUGCAGUGGUCUGGACUGGUGGGCCAAGUGACCGACCGAGCCUCCGCCCCUUACAGACAGCCUCUCCCACUCAGGGACUCGGCGGCACCUCCCCUGGUUCAGGGCGGAGGCAAGAGUCGAGUCUCCUCUGCGGCGAGCUGCGACUCUUCCCGCGCCUGUAGAUGCAGAGCUUCUUCCCUGAAGGCUGCUUCUGGACUGCAGGUUCACAAAGGGGCGGAAGUGAGGUCGUCGAAAACUUCUGGUCGUAGUAAAGCCCCUAGAACGACUCCAGUCUUGCAGUACGAGGAGCCUCCUUCUGCCCCGAGUCACGGACUAAACGAGACAGCUGUGAAUCUUUUCCAUAGCAACGCACAACCCUUCACCGACGGUAUUUGCUCUAUAGAUCGCCCGUCUCCACGCAGCACACAAGCUUUAAGUUUCCCUACGUUGAUAAAAACAACUACCUCAACCGACCUUUGUAGAAAUAUAUAUAAUAACAUAGUUAGAGAAAAUGUAACACGGUGUUCUUCAUUCUUUAAAAGCCACCUGCCACCUCUUCUGAUCAACCAAAUCCUUAGCACCGCCUGGAGGCUCAUGUCCCAGCAGGUCGCCCUCGGAGGUCGACUCGAGGCUGUCCCCGAGUACCAGGUGGUUGACUGGGCGCGGCGGGCUCCAGUGCUGCUGAGACUGGCGGGGGCUCUGACACGACGCUCCUUCCCGCUCGAUCUUUCAGGUGUCCCUGAAACUUGUCUUGACGCGCUGAUGGCAGAGAUAAAUGAAAAACUGCCUCCGGAUCAAGUCAGUAGACUGGUGCUCCCGAAGGCCAAGUUCAAGUCUUGUAAAUCCGCUGUGCUAGAGUGCCAAGGCAUUUUGCUACAGUUCCUGAAGAAAACUAAUCUCGUAAGCCUAACGCUUCAUUCAGACCUCUGUGAUAACUCAGCCCUUGAGACGAUUUCUACUCUAUCACUGCAGGAACUUGAUAUUGGCAGCAGUACAGUUACAGAAGAAGGGAUAAUCAGUAAGUUGUGUGGCUUGUCAUUUAAAACAGGUAGUGAAGUAGUUGAAGCUAUUAGAGAUUGUCGGUAUCCAUCAACACACCUCAGUAAGUAUUUACGGAAAUUUAGCAUGUCAUUUCAGAACAUCUCAUCUCCAGUUUAUCAUCUCAUCUUGGUACUGUUUCCGGAGUUACAUUUUUACAAUCCUCACAGGGACAUCAAACCAUGCAUCCGUGAAUAUGCAAGACUUGGGUUAUCACUGGAAAAAGAACCUGUUAGCACUAUUGCAAGAAAACUGAAGUUGCAGAGGAUUUCCUUGGGUAAUGCCACAAGGUCUGAAAUUUUGGAAGUUAGUAGGCUCUGUCCAUCUACAAGAGAAAUAUCGCUGAAUGUUGAACUGAACGCCGAGGAGACCCUAAAUGCAUUAGAAGCCUUUACUCAGUUGACAGACUUUAAACUAAAUUAUUAUCCAUCCUUUGCUUCUUCGGCUCCUAAACUCAAUGGGUCUAUUCUAUUGCCACUUCUCCUGACUUACAAAAACCAGAUCAACAGUCUCAGUCUUACAGGCUUUAACAUAUCAGACAAGUGCCUGCACGAACUUUCUCAGCUACCUGAACUGAAGUCUUUGUCAAUGGCAGAUUGUUGGCUGUCAAAUCCUAAAGGUCUUUCUCCAGACCCAUUUUCCAGUUUGGAGAAGCUUAGCCUGCAGUUUCUGCCACCAAAUUCAACAAUGCAUCUUCUCACUUCUGGUAAAAAAUUACAUAGCCUUAGUUUAGACUUCGUUGCUUCAGAAUGGGAGGGCAGUGCUCUCUCUGACACCCAUGUGAAACAGCUUGUGAUCUCUGGAAAGCUAAAUGCAUUGCAGUCAUUCACUGUUGCUUCACCCUAUCUGACUUUGGCCUCUGUUAAGAGCCUGACACUCCUUCCAACCCUCAGGAGCGUGGGUCAUCUUGCUCGCUGGGGACUUACUGAUGAGGAACUUCAUUGCAUUAAUCAUUCUGGACCUCCUCACCUCAUCUGCAUACAAUAAUUUGUUUGGGAGUAAAUUAUUCCCUUACCAUGUUUAGGAUAAUCCUACUAAAAGGAUGAUUAACUUUCCUGUGAUAUAAAUGAGUAUACAUAAGUAAGAGACAAUGCCCCAUAUAAUAUAUCAGGGUAGAUUUAAUGUUAACUUGCUACAUUUAAAACUUACGAUUUUUCUCAUAUCAUACACACAUAUAUUUUUUCCAUAUCAUUACAGUGUUUCAUGCUUCACAUGUCAUUGUAUACAGACAGUCUACAUGAAUUUUGGUCUUCCCUACACUCUUGCUGCUACUGUGGUAAACAAAUGAGUUAAAAUUGCAGUUUUAUCUUAUAUUCAUUAUUAAAAUAGAGCAGCAAUAUGUGAUAACUCUUUUUCUGCUAAGGCAAAAAAAUGAGACUAAUUUCUUUACUAAUAUGAUAUUGUUAAUAUUAUGUUACAAUUACAUGAUAAUUGUGUUAAUUUUAAGUUUAUCUUUGGCAACAGACAGGUGAAUGAAUACCUGACCAACUAGAUUAAGCAUGUUACUGAUGUGAUAUCAAUGUAAUGUGAUUUUUGUUUUUUAUUUUUCCAAAAGAUUUCUUGCAGUCGACAUUCAAUUCAGUCAUUACACUUUUACACAUUUAUUUCCUAUUUUAUAAAGCACUUGGAAUGAUGAAUACCAGCUGAAUCCACAUAAAUAUAAUUGGAUUUAGAAGUUACGUUACCUAGAAUUACGAAUGUUCAGAGAAAGUUAAGUAAAUGACAAAAAAUACAUUAAAAAAUUCUGAUGUGUAUUUUGAGUCUGUAAAUAUAUAAAAAAAUAUAUAUAUAUUAUGAGUAAGCUGCCUGAAGCAUAUACGAAAAAAAGUUCAGAUUAUUUGGUAAGUAAAAAUGGUUGUUCUGGUUGCAACAGUGAUCUCAAUAGUGAUCUCAGUAAUUGAAAUAUCAUACUCAACAUUUUACAUUUUUACAGGUGUAUUUUUUGUCUGUCUCAGUCUCCUAUCUGCUCUCUCUCUCUCUCUCUCUCUCUCUCUCUCUCUCUCUCUCUCUCUCUCUCUCUCUCUCUCUCUCUCUCUCUCUCUCUCUCUCUCUCUCUCUCUCUCCCCCCCCCCCCCUCCUCCCUAAAGGAGUUAAGAAAUGUGCACAUAAGCUAAAGAUAUUCAAUAUCUAAUGCCAAAAACUAAUGACUGACAAAUGAUUAGUUCAUUUAAAAAUUCAGAACAAGAAUGCAGUACCUCUCAGACUGGAGACUAGGCAAGACUAAUAUAGAUAACUGCCCUAAGAAAAAAAAAUUGCUUCAUAUAUAAAGAUAUUCUCAUCAAGAUAAAGGUGCAUAAGAUGACCACACGACUUAGCAACCAUCUAUCAAAAUCAGAAAUUGUUGAACUCAUCACCAGUACCCUUGGUUUACCUUAGAAUUUGUUUCAGAUAUCUUUUGUAUUCUCUUUAUUUCAUUAAUCUAAUAAAAUCAUCACAGCAUUUCUGCUACAUCCUGCUUCACUGUUUAUGAUCUCUUACGUGCAUUCUCACAUCGUCUUCUACUAUAUGACAGUCCCUUUGUUUAUACUCUCUCCCUUCUCUCAUUCUAUCUUGUUUUGUUUUUUUCUAUUUAAUUUUUGUAAAUAGACUGGUAGAUUUAUAGGACUAAAUGAGAAGACAGAAACACAGAAAGAAGAGAAAAGCUAGAGAGAUGGGAAAGAUAGAUUACAAAAACAAGAUAGGCAGAGAGGGGUUGAGUGUCUAUGAGAGAGAGGAGGGUGUUAGAGAAAAGAGAGGAGAACGAGAAUGCAAAAACAGAGCAAAAGAGAGAGAGGGUGGAGCUUCAUAGAAGAUAAAAUAUCUGAUUAUUUGCAAUAUUCACAUUUCUCAUUUGCAGAUGCAAAUGUGUAAUUGCAGAUCUUUUAUUCCAGAUACCCAACACAUCACUAAAACUAAUUAUCUUGGAUAACUUUUAAAACAAUUUUUAAAUUACAAUAUCACCACAAUUCCAUGGCUUAUUGGCAAUAGCAGAAUAAUUUUAUAAUUUGAUGCAUUAUUUAAAAAAAAAAUUCUUCAUAUGAUGCAUAAGUAUGUUUCAACAUUGGACUCUUGUCAAUUUUAUAUAAAAUAAUGUCACAUAGUGGGAGCCAAGAGAUGCCUCAGCAUUUUAAAAUAUUUCAGUGAGACAUAAAGAAUGGCUGUACUGGUACUGGCGAUAUAAAGAAUGACUGUUUUUUCAAGGUAUAUUUGACAAAAUAUACAUCACAACUCAAACAAUAUUAUGUUACAUAACCUAUCAUUCAAACAGAAAUCUAAUAGACAACUGAAUUCUAAAAUGUCUAUAAAACACAAAUCAAUUUAUAUUUUUUUUAUUUUUAAUCUGCUUCAUUAUCCUGAGGAGAAUACAUCAAAAUAUACAGGCAAACUCAAAAUCAAACCUUCUCUGUUGAACAAUAAAGACACUGGUACCAAUAACUGGGUAUUUGUCUCAUAACAGAAAACUCUAAUUAGCAAACUCGUACUAAAAGUAAAUUCUUCCCUUCUUUCUUUUAAAUUACAUUAAUUUGUAAUAUGUACAUAAAUAUAAGAUUUGACUAUGCAUUUACAUUUUCAAAAAAUUAACUGGAGGAACAUUGGGGUGAUUGGUGCUUUCUCAAAGCUAGCUCCAUGACAUCCGAAUCCACUGGAGCAUUGGUAAAUAUGGAGCC
This is a messenger RNA of Penaeus chinensis, 4967 nucleotides long. RefSeq lists its product as uncharacterized. Lineage: Eukaryota; Metazoa; Arthropoda; Malacostraca; Decapoda; Penaeidae. Bases 1 to 2307 code for a protein of 768 amino acids. The transcript has 3 exons. The record is from RefSeq and is a predicted model, not a curated record.